Molecule: messenger RNA, 1764 nt
Organism: Pleuronectes platessa (European plaice)
Lineage: Eukaryota; Metazoa; Chordata; Actinopteri; Pleuronectiformes; Pleuronectidae
Gene: irf2bp2b
Product: interferon regulatory factor 2 binding protein 2b
Exons: 2
Coding region: 32-1516 (494 amino acids)
Biological process (GO): regulation of transcription by RNA polymerase II
Cellular component (GO): nucleus
Molecular function (GO): transcription corepressor activity
Source: RefSeq, a predicted model, not a curated record
GACGCGCGGUGUCCCGCUGUGUGGAGACAGCAUGUCGGCCUCGCGGAGACAGGCGUGCUUCCUGUGCGACCUGCCCCGGAUGCCCUGGGCCCUGGUCUGGGACUUCACCGAGCCCGUGUGCCGCGGAUGCGUCAACUACGAGGGCGCGGACCGGGUCGAGUUCGUCAUCGACAGCGCCCGGCAGCUGAAGCGGGCUCACGGGCUCCAGGGCGCCCGCUCCCCGGGUCCGGGGAAGCUCCAGCACGCCGGGAAGGACGCGAGCCACUCGGCCGCAGACUCGUGCUCCCGUCCCCCGCAGCCUCUGGACCGCUACCCGCUGUCCGACCGGCCUCCCCGGCUGGGACCGGAGUACCCGGCGGGCAGGCCGGCGAACGGCCUCCCGGUGCCGAACGGGUUUCCCAAACCAGACGAGCCUCCGGAACUGAACCGGCAAAGCCCGAACCCCCGCCGGACCGGCACGGCUCCUCCCGGCCUGGUUCCUCUGGUGAACGGAGCCGUUCCCACCGGCCACCCGCUGAACGGCCGCCCGGCCCACAUGGCUCCGCCCGGGGCUGUGGUGGCGCAAGGCCCCGGGAGGAGCCCGGAGGACCUGAGAGACAAACACCGGCCCGACGUGUCCGACAUGACGGACGCGGAGUGGACGGGUCGAGGGAGGACCGUGCGGGACAUGAUGGCGCUUCACACGUUCGAUAGCCGGCUGAAGAAGGAGCAGGCCGCCAUGCACAGGCUGCUGGGACUCGAACCCGGGACCGGAAGGACAGGUAGGUCCUCCUCCUCUUCCUCCUCUUCCUCAGACAGGGGGAAGCCCCCCCGCAGCAUGAAGAGGAAGGCGUCCCCGGAGCCGGCCGGUGAAGGUGGCGCCCUCCAGAGGAGCGGGGGGGAGUCGUGGCGCCCGUCGCACUCUGACGUCCUGAAGACGGGCUUCUCCUCCGCCCCCCCCUCCACCAUCACCCCGAGCUCCCGCCCCGCCCCCCCCGAGGCCCCGGUGCAGAACGGUCAGUCCCCGAUGGCGGCGCUCAUCCUCGCCACUGACAACGCAGGAGGCGUGGCCUCGCCCAAGGACGCCAACCAGGUUCACUCCACCACGGCGGGCGUACAGCGGACCAGCGGCAGCCCACUGUCCCCGUCCCCUCAGAGGAGACUCGCCCAGAGGGAGGGGCCGUUGAACCCUCCUGCUCCACACGGCCCCGGUGACAUGGAGCCCCCCCCCCUGCCGGCGCAGAGCCUCCCGGACUCCUCGGCGGCGCCCGGCGGCGUGGCGCUCUGCUGCACCCUGUGCCACGAGCGGCUGGAGGACACCCACUUCGUCCAGUGUCCCUCCGCGCCCUCGCACAAGUUCUGCUUCCCCUGCUCCCGGGACAGCAUCAAGCAGCAGGGCGCCGGCGGCGAGGUGUUCUGCCCCAGCGGCGAGCGCUGCCCGCUGGUCGGCUCCCAUGUGGCCUGGGCCUUCAUGCAGGGGGAGGUGGCCACCAUCUUGGCCGGGGACAUAAAAGUCAAAAAGGAGCGGGACCCUUAAAAUGUCCACCGGCUGGUUUCCUUGAACUUUUCCGUUUUUAUAAUCUCACCACGGCAGCAGCAGGACGUGGACUGUAAACACGGCUGUAUCAUAUUUUGAUUUCUUUUUCAAUACGUUGUGUUUCUAUAUUUUUGAAGAUGAAGGUGUGAACUCGACCGUCACACGUGUUUCAGUCUGGAGGCUGUCCCACACCAUGUGACCAAUCUGAGCACCUCGCGAAAAAUGAAUAAAGAAGAAACUAAAACGCU